Messenger RNA from Priceomyces carsonii, 1107 nucleotides. RefSeq lists its product as uncharacterized. Lineage: Eukaryota; Fungi; Ascomycota; Pichiomycetes; Serinales; Debaryomycetaceae. The transcript has a single exon. The coding region runs from base 1 to 1107 and encodes 368 amino acids. The record is from RefSeq and is a predicted model, not a curated record.
AUGGGUUCUCUUGAAAACGAAGAUAGGAGAAACUUCACCAUAGCAAGCUUCCAAGACCAGAAUUCAUCUAAUUUCUUUCCUAAAUGCGAUGUCAAUGUAAAGCAAGGUAGCUUUCAAGCCAUAGAUUCGAAGGCAAGGGCUGGAAUUCUUACGAAUAUCGCAGCAAACAGUAGGUCAAAUCUCGUUUUAAGUGAGCGUAUAGGUGAGCGUCUAGUACCCGAUUUGAUGGGCAAGGAUUUGGCUGGAAAGACAUUGCUUUGGCCAGGUCAAUUAUAUAAAGACAGCACUAUGAAUGACAGAAAAUUUGCGGCAGAUCUUGAUGGUAGUAUGAGUUCUUUAAGGUUAUCCCCCCCUCCUCAAAAAUCAAUGCAACAACCUAUGAUAAUGCACCAGAGGGAUGCUGGAGCUCGCAAUUCAAUAUGGAACGACUCUAAUCGCAACUGCGAGCUUUUUUCGUUUGAGGCUGCAAAUGAUUCUGUUUCAUUUUCUCCAUUCAAUGAGAAGGAAUUGGAUACCAGCUUUAAAGUCAGUCUGUCAAUGAUAAGUGGUACGCUGUCACACAGGAUCUCUUCUCUUUUACGUGGUCAAAGUAGAGCUACCUCGAAAGAAAAUAAUACAGAAAAGCUUUAUCCUAUUAUAGAGCCAGACCUUCAAACUGCACUGCUGGUUGGUGUCGGAAAGUCUGAGUCAAUGAGGAAAGAAAAGGCAGCUUUGAGAUUACCCCGAAUAAAAAGCAUUGAAGUUGAUUCAACUAAUUUCACAACUACCAUCCAUCCUACAUGCAAAAAAUAUGAUGAACAUCAUUGUUCAAGUUACUGUAAGCGGAAUUCUCAUGGAUGUAUGUUCGUAAAAGAAGCUACUAACUCUCUUAAGAUUAAUUCGACUGACUUGUCAAAAUCCUGGAUCGAGCUAAAAGUCAAUCUACAGUCAACUUUUACAGAACUGGCGAUAAGAAUCAUAAAGGUCGAUGUAAACGAAUUCCUGUUGUGGAAGACAAAUUCAGCAUGUUCUAAAAUGGAACCAAAGCACUAUAAGAGAUACGCUUUCGGCAGCCUGUCAAAAAAGAUUUCAAAAGAUGCUAAUAGAAGACUCUGUAACUCCCACUAG